This is a messenger RNA of Populus trichocarpa (black cottonwood), 2848 nucleotides long. RefSeq lists its product as uncharacterized. Bases 148 to 2559 code for a protein of 803 amino acids. The transcript has 12 exons. Lineage: Eukaryota; Viridiplantae; Streptophyta; Magnoliopsida; Malpighiales; Salicaceae. The record is from RefSeq and is a predicted model, not a curated record.
GAAGAAAAUAGAAAUAAUAAGGAGAAAAAGAUUCAUAAGGUGUUCUAACACUACACUUCGAAUAAAUAACACAGCAAAAGUGAGAGAGAAAGACACAGAAAGAACGAGAGGAAUUGAGACGACGACCAUAACAAAGUUGAUUAGAGUAUGAGUGGUGCUCCUGUUAAAAGAUCGCAUGAAGAGGGUGUUUAUUCUUCUUCUUCAAAAUACCCUCCACAUGAGGACACAGGUUCAAACCCUAAGCUGACAUCUGGGGUUUCAAAUGAGUACCAUCCACCAUAUGAGAUGGGUCCGGAUGCUCGGGUGGCAAAGAUUUCCAGAACUGAGUCUCGAGAUGCAGAUAGAAGAUCACCUUUGCAUUCAAUGUAUCGAAUGUCGCCAUCUUCAAAUGAAUCACACAUGGAUUCUCAUUCUAAUGUUGCUCCUGAAAGCAGGCUUGAAUCAAGGGAUUCCAAGGACAGCAGAGAUCACAGGAUUGAAAACCGUGACCCAAGGACUGAUGCAAGAGAGGUGUAUGGUGAGGUAAAGAGGGAUUCACAAAGUGUUAAAAAUGAAAAGGAUGCGAGGUUUGAUAGUAGAGGGGAUGACAAUAAGGAAGUAAAGCAUGACAGGGAGGCUCAUAUUGAUCUGAAGGAUGGUUUUGGUGCAGCAAGUAGUCAAGUGAAUUGGAAGGAAUCCAAAGAAUACCAUAGAGGAAAGAGAUAUUUGGAAUCCCCAGGUGGACAUGUGGAUCCUUGGCUUAUAUCACGUGGUAAUUCUCAAGGUCCUGCUGAGAUAGGAAAGGAAAGCACUAACAUUGAGGAGAGAGAUCAUGUGGAAGCUCAUGAGGCAGUUGGUGAAAAUAAACUUGAUUCAAAAGGUGAGGAUAGAUUUAAAGACAAGGAUAGGAAGCGGAAAGAUUUAAAGCACCGGGAAUGGGGAGACAAAGAUAAGGAAAGAAGCGACCGAAGAGGAAACAUGCAAGUAGGCAACAGUAGUGCUGAGGGCAAGGAGUCAGUGAAGGAAGAGAGAGAAGCAGAGAGGUGGGAGCGGGAGAGGAAGGACCUGUCAAAAGACAGGGAAAGGUUAAAAGAGAGGGAGAAGGACCACUUAAAGAGAGAAUCAGGAGCUGGAGCUGAAAAAGAGAGUUCGCACAAUGAAAAGGAAUCUGCAGAUGGAACUGUCAGAAUCUCAGAACAGGAAAAUCCAGUUUUAGAGCCAAAAAAACAGAAAGAUUUUGAUAACUGGAAAAAUGUUGAUAGAGAAGCUAAAGAUAGAAAGAAAGAAAGAGAAGCUGACAUAGAAGGAGAUAGACCUGAGAAGGGAAGCAGGAUGUUUGGCAAAGAAUCCGAUGAUGGAUUUGCGGAUGGGGAAAGGAUUAGUGAAAGAGAAAGAGAAGUUUUUAACUAUGGAGUCCAACAGCGCAGGAGGAUGCUUCGGCCUAGGGGUAGCUCACAAGUGGCAAGUCGUGAACCCCGUUUUAGGUCCCAUACCCAGGACACUGAAGGAUGUCAAGGCAAAUCUGAGGUAUCCUCUGUUGUUUAUAAAGUUGGUGAAUGCAUGCAAGAGCUGAUAAAGUUAUGGAAGGAGUAUGAAUCAUCUCAAUCUGAUAAAAAUGGUGAAAGUAGUCAUAAGGGCCCCACUCUUGAAAUUCGAAUACCAGCAGAACAUGUUACUGCUACAAAUCGCCAAGUAAGAGGUGGACAAUUAUGGGGGACGGAUAUAUACACAGAUGAUUCUGAUCUUGUUGCUGUUCUCAUGCAUACAGGCUACUGCCGUCCCACUGCUUCUCCUCCUCCACCUGCCAUCCAAGAGUUAUGUGCUACUAUAAGAGUGUUGCCUCCACAAGAUAGCUACACCUCUAUGCUGAGAAAUAAUGUUCGCUCACGUGCCUGGGGAGCUGGAAUCGGUUGUAGUUACCGUGUUGAGCGUUGCUGCAUCGUGAAGAAAGGAGGUGGAACCAUUGAUCUUGAGCCCUGUCUUACACACACAUCAGCAGUUGAACCCACCCUUGCACCUGUGGUUGUUGAACGUACAAUGACCACCCGCGCAGCAGCUUCGAAUGCAUUGCGGCAACAGAGAUUUGUGCGUGAAGUUACAAUACAGUACAACCUAUGCAAUGAGCCAUGGAUAAAAUACAGCAUUAGUAUCGUUGCUGACAAGGGUCUGAAAAAGCCUCUCUAUACUUCUGCACGUUUGAAGAAGGGAGAGGUUCUAUAUUUAGAAACACAUUCAUGCAGGUAUGAGCUCUGUUUUACUGGAGAGAAAAUGGUCAAAGCAACACAGGCUUUGCAGGUGCAUGAAGAGACAGAGAAAUCCCAUAAUCACCACCCUCAUUCCUCAAAUGGAGAGAAGACUGACUCUGAUAAUGUUCUUAUUGACAUUUUCCGGUGGUCUAGAUGUAAGAAACCACUACCACAGAAGGUCAUGCGGUCAGUUGGGAUCCCAUUGCCCCUUGAACAUGUUGAGGUAUUGGAGGAGAAUCUAGACUGGGAGGAUGUGCAAUGGUCACAAACUGGUGUUUGGAUAGCUGGAAAAGAAUACGCACUUGCCAGGGUGCAUUUUCUAUCUCCAAGUUAGUGUCAGCCUAUCGGUAUGUUUGAUGAGGUAUUGGAGGAGAAUCUUGACUGGGAGGAUGUGCAAUGGUCACAAACUGGUGUUUGGAUAGCUGGGAAAGAAUACGCCCUUGCCAGGGUGCAUUUUCCAUCUCCAAGUUAGCUGUGGCGUCUUGUGUAUCUACAAAUAGUUGUGUAACAAUGUGAUGCAUACAGGAAUAUUAUUGGUUUUUAAUGCUUUUAAUCCUUGACUAUACUAAACAAUUGAAGUUAAUUCCUUUCCUUUGUUAAUAAAAAAUAUCGAUUGGACGGCU